Pelobates cultripes (western spadefoot toad) is the source of this 35350-nucleotide messenger RNA. The record is from the annotation of a GenBank genome assembly. Lineage: Eukaryota; Metazoa; Chordata; Amphibia; Anura; Pelobatidae.
AUGGUGCAAAAAUACCAGUCACCCGUCCGGGUGUACAAGCAGAGCUUUGAGUUGAUUAUGGCUGUGAGUAUUAAAUAUUAUAAUUAAAAUGAUCGUAUUUGCAUUUACGAAACAGUAUCUGGUAGUAGGAUAGGUGAUCUGCACGUCUUAGAUUAGACUACAGCAGGCAUAGGCAGCCUUCGGCACUCCAGAUGUUUUAGACUACACCUCCCAUGAUGCUUUGCCAGCAUUAUGGGGGAUGUUAUCCAGAACAUCUGGAGUGCCGAAGGCUGCCUACCCCUAGACUAGGGUGUAUCGUGGAAUACAUUUAAUACAUAGGUUAAAAAAUGUUUCCAUCUCUGAGUUUGAGAGUAGUUUGGUGAUGAUAGAAUACCAAACUACCUACCCACCUAGUCCGGAAAGAUUUUUCUCUCCUGGCUUCUCUGUUUAGUGUAUUGAACCAAUUGGAGUCCAACAUCCAUUGUAGUGAUAUGUGAUAAUCAGAUGUUGCACACUCGUGUGUUUUCUCCACCCAUGCUGCAUACUCGUGAAAGAAACCGUUCUUUGUUCUUGUAAUGUAAAGAUUUUUUUUUUUUAUGUGAAUACCCCUUGAUCUUGGAACAAAUGUUCAAACAAGUGGUGGGGAGAAAUUGUGCAGCAUUAUGGUGAAGUUCAAUAAAACCAUUUAGAUACUGUGUUUGUUACUGUUCUAAAAUGGGAAAAUCUGUAAUAUGAUCAUUUUUGAUUGGGUUUUAUGGCGGCUGUACAGUCGCUUUUCGUUAGUGCUGUUUGCGUUAUUUUCUUAUAGACUCAUUGUGAGCCAUCACUUGUGAUUUUUAGGUUACAGAUUGCUUACAGAUGGUGAGAUGAGGUCAAAUGAAUAAACCCUAUAUAUUUUUGAUGCCAAUAUCUUCUUACUGCAUCUCCUAAUAAUUGCAAGGAACUGUCACUCUCUUCAAGGCUAAUCUAAUCUGUUGUUUAGGAAGAUGCUCCUUAUAUCUGCUUCAGUGAUUGACAAGAUAUAGAUAGGAGGACAUACAUGUCCCCAGACGGUUAACUCCUUAAAGGGACACUCUAAUCAUUAGAACUACUUUACCUUUGUGAAGUGGUUUUGGUGCAUUGCUACUGGACUUUUUAUCAGGCAAUGUGGAUCGGCAAACCCUACUUUUUUCAGAAAACAUUGCAGAUGCUGAGUUCCAGCAUCUGCAAUGCAAUUAUUACAUCACACCUAUUGGAAAAAAAACUAUUUGCACUGUGUGUAGACUAUAUUACUACAUUAACAUUUAAUAGGUAUGGUUUAAAAAGGUAAAGAACCUUUAAACACAGGAAAACAAGGGAGAGUGAAGUAAGUACAGAAGAUUUUGCUCUAUAUUAUAAGUACAUUCACUAAGGAAAUUCUUAUUAGUGUGAAAUAGAAGAUAAAAUGACCAACGGUAGAUUCUAGAAAUUUAAAGUUAAGCCAUUAAUUUUCCUUAUCAGAAGAUAACAAGAAAUUAGUAACAUUUCAGUAAUGUCCAUAACUGGAAACAAGUAACCAACUAGAGACAUGUAGCUGUCUGUAACAACUGUAAGAAAAUUUAAAUGUAUCUUGUGAGGCAAAAAGCACACUUGGAAGAGAAAAGGGAGAUAUCGCCUAAAUGUCUAGUUUGGAUGAGUCCAAACUGGCUGAUAAAUACCGAUCUACCACCACAGCUUAGCAAUCAAAACACAACGAAAUAUUAAUAAUAGUGCAUGAGAAUAAUGAAAUAUAGUAUAGAUUUAGGUACCUUAGCUAAAAGUUAGGUUAACCGAACUCUGAUAUAGGUUGUACUUAUAGAUAAAUCUAGCAUGUAGAAGCCCCAAGUCUGUAACAAAAGGGUGUUUAGAGUGUCAACUCAGUCUAUGUCUAGUAGUGGAACGAUACCAAUAUCUAUCAAUGAUAUCUAACCCGAAGUCUGUGCCUUCAAGGGCACCGAAUAUAUUGCUAGGCUAAAAGAAUUACUAAAUUCUACAAAUGCACUUACAAUAACUGAACUCUUUCCCUGCGACCCCAAAGUCUGAUAGCCCCGGACUGCACCCAGGAGCCCUACAGAUUCCCUUAGGACAGGGGUGUGGAACCUUCGGCCCUCCAGAUGUUUUGGACUAUGUCUCCCAUAAUGCUCUUUGAGUAGUGAUGUCGCGAACUUUUCGCAGGAGGUGGGAGGAUCUGGGAGGGAGGGUCUGCUGCAGAUUGGCCGGGAUGUGUCUGCUGCCUGGAGUUCGCGACGAACCGUUCGCGACAUCACUAUCUUUGAGCCAUAAGGCUAGCAAAGCAUCAAGGGAGAUGUAGGUAAUAACGUCUAGAGGGCCGAAGGUUCCGCAUCCCUGCCCUGUAGGGCUCCGGUGCAGUCCGGGGUGAUUCACCUUAGAAGGGCUAUCAGACCUCUCUAGUGGGGGGCAACUGAGGGCAAUACCUGGUGCAGCCACCAACAAAACGCUUGUUGUGUUCUUCAUUCUGGAUUCUUCACGUUGCCUCAACCGCUCCCAAAUGUUGCCAGAAAGUUGGGAUCAGGCCUCGCAUAUUGGGUGUCACAGGGCAGUCCACUGUGUGCACUCCUGGGUCAUGGGUCGAUGGGUCAUCUGCCUCCCUCUCACCUACAGCACCAGGCCGCAGUUAGGCUGUAAGGUUGCUUCAGAGAAUCGUUCUGGAACUGCGAUAGUGUCGACUUUCAGGAACGCUGACUAGGAUCCCCAGCUUUGAGGCAAGUCGGCUGGGUUAUGUAGAGCCAGAUUUGUAAGCAAAGAACUCGCAAAAAGGGCUAGAACGUUGGAAAAAUUGCUGGAGCUCAUGCAAUGUGCGACCGCUUACCAUGCUGGUCAAGCCCCACCCCCCUUUUCUGUUGUAUUUAAUGUUUCUUUUUGCAUGUUUUCAUUUUCCUUUUUUUUUUUUUCUUACUUUUUGCACCAUUAGUUAUCUGUUCUCUGUUUUGCUCCCUUUUUUGUGUAUAUUAGAGAUGGGAUUUGGCUCUAAAGAUUAAAAACUAUAUUGCGUUGCUUAUCACUUACCUGUGCUUAGUGAACUUUUCAGAGUUCAUGGUUAAUGUUUAGUACACUUGUUGCUAUGCGAUCUUGUUUUAUCACUUAUUUAUUUUUUAUCACUAAUAAUAAAGUUUUUGCAUAUUAAAUAUUUCUAAUUGAGUGCGGUGUCUCCUCUUAUUAUAAUUAUAUUAUUUUUUUAAAUAGCAAUAUAUUGUGUGAUGUUCAAAUAGAGAACAGCAUGUACCGAAUAACACAUUGCAUUGCUGCAUGGUUCCUGGGAGAUUUCACACACUCCAUAAAUCUCAGUCUAGUGUAUUAGCAAUAAUCUAAUGCUUUAUAUAUUUAGUGCGUAUUACCAUUCGGUCCUAGAUUUGGACUGCGCUCUUUAAGAGACAAUCGUCUAUUUGGCUGAAUUUACAAUUCCUGUGUCGACACUUUGUCAAUAAAGCUUUCUGUGAGCUUAAACUUUAUUGUGCUCCCAAAACCACAGUUAACAUUUUUAUAAAUUAACUGUGUGCUUAAAGGUUUUAAUCCAUUGAUCUCUAGAGCUUGGAAAAUAACUGUUGUGUAGUAGAACAAUUAUGUUUUUUUUGUUUUGUUUUUUUUAAGAGUGUGUUGUGUUUGCAUUUAUUUUAUUUAUCUUAGUUUCUGUUGAAUCGUUUGCAGUCUUUUAUUCUGUAUAUAUUUGCUAUAGGCUAAGCAGCAGCUAUAUGGUUUUUAGAACAAUACAGCAAGUUUGGACUUCACUUUUUGCAAAGGUUUCCUACAGGCCAGCCAAGUAAAGUCUCUGUUGAUUCUUUUGAAUUCUUACGUAAUGAGCUGAGAAGUGUGCUAAAUACAAAUCAACAACACAAGCCGAAAACCCUUUUUUAUAUAAACAUAGAAUGUUUAAGUAAGCACCAUUUAAAAUGUUGCCAAGUGUGUGUAAGAAUGAAUCUUCAGACUAUUUAAAGGAACACUAUAUUCUCAGGAAUAUAAACAUGUAUUCCUAACACUAUAGUAUUAAAAUAUUUAGUUCGCCGGCCCCCUUUAGAUAGCAGUAAAAAAAGUGAUUAAACUAAUUUAUUUAUUUUUUCUCCCACGCCACGCCAGUCUUGCCACUGCUGGUUUCAUCUCCAUGGCUGAGAUCAUCAGUCUUGAUUAUCUCAGCCAAUCCAAUGCAUUUCUACGGGAAAGAAUUGGGAGGCUAUUGCGCAUUAGCGGCAAAACGCCAAUCAGCAUCUCCUCAUAGAGAUGCAUUGAAUCAAUGCAUCUCUAUGGGGAAUGUUCAGUGCUUCCAAGCAGUGUGUGGAGACGCUGAAUGUAGAUUAUGCACACUGUGCAGCACUAACACAGGAAGUACCUCUAGUGGCUGUCUGAGUGACGACCACUAGAAGUGUUUCUAGGCAAUAAUAUAAACACUGCUUUUUCUCUGAAAGGCAGAGUUUACAGUGCUCAGCCUGCAGGGACAUUCUAUAGACACUAGAACAACUACAUUAAGCUGUAGUUGUUCUGCUAACUAUAGUGUUCCUUUAAGGGGAGUGCUAGUAACACUGCACCCAGCCUUGGGUGUGCUUGGGUUAAAUUUGUGACCGUGAUACUUGCCAAAUAAAAUUCUUUCAUUUUAUAUCACCGUUUCUAGUCAGGCUCACGGUGACUUAACUCUAAAUAUCAGUUCUAUCUAUCUUAAUCCUUUUCCCCACACAUCCUGUUAAUUUAUAGUCUCUGCAAACCAAAAUUUGCCAAGAUUUAGCUUUAGAAAUGUAAUUUAAGCAUUACAAUAUUUAUCCUAGAUUUUCCCAAAAUUAAUGGAAGUUUUUUUGGUAUUGAAUAUUGUAUUGUACUGUGCUACGCAUACUUAUAGAAGGUAUCCAAGGAAAGUCUAAUCUUGAAAACUAUUUAUAAUCUGUAUUAGUGCACUUGCUAGAAGAGCGGGUAAUGUACGUUGGGAGAAACGCAUAGCAGAACUGCCUGGUCACUAAGGGGUUAACACCACGCGUGACUGAUGGUUAUUAAUUGAAACGACUUCCCACCGCACUCAAUCAUUCCUUGGCUGUGGUUUUGAGAUUAAAUAUGAAAAUCAUUUGUCAAGAUAACCCGCCCGCCUUUGUAUCUCCUCAAUAGUUUACACCUUAAACUCCUCACACAUGAGUGAAUGUGAGGGGUUAAAAGCUUGAGAGUAUGGGGCAGCUCUAAUUAUUAUCCUUCGUGUUGUUAAGACACGCAGUAUAUGCAGGCCCCUUGAUUGGAACUCUGCGUGCUAAUCCAGUUUACAGGAAUUUAAAUGAAGUCUUUUGCAGCAUAAACACUGCUGUUGUAAAAAAAUGUAUCGUGUAUACACCUCAUUCUGUGCAAUGUUGCAUGCUUUACUGUACAUUUUUCACAUUCAAUUUACUGUGAAACAUCUGAGGUUUAUUCGAUUUCGGUCUUGUUUCUAGUGGCUAACCGUCCAUAAUGGGGGAAAAAAUGCUCUCCGAACAUAUAACUCGACAGCCAAUAACCAUCAAUUGACCCACUUAAGACUUGUGACCAUUAAAUAUCUGAGCAUGUCUGAACUCGAAAGCUUGUGACUUGACUGCUUUUUCGUACUUAACCGUUAUGUCAACACGCUAAACGUUUUAUUCUAUUUUUAAUUUUCUUUAGGCACAGUGCUGUGCAAGCCAUCAUUGCAGAUUUAACGUGUCUGCUAUAUGCAUUGCUGGUGGUUGUUUUGAAGUAGAGAUUUUUGGAAAGCUUAGUGGGAGUUUCAGGAAGUGAGGGAGGUUGUGUUUUGUCGAGGGCUCUGAGCUAUUCAGCUGCUAUGCGAAAUUGAUCGAGAACAUUAUGUUCUGAUGGUACAUAAUGUGUUUCCGUAUUGUAGAACAGAACAAACCUAGUGCAUGUGAAUUUAAACCACGUGACCAUACAAGUGGCCAGGUGCUUUCUGAACCACAAGAUACUGCAGGUUUCUUUUUUGGAUUUUAUGUUUUGUUUUCCCCUUCCUUUUUUCCUUUUGUUCAAAAUUUACUUUUUUAUUUGAUAUCUCCCUAAUCUUCUCCUUCCUCCUCCCCCCCCCUUUUUUUAAAUGCUUUUAGGUUGUUAGUGAUGGCAAAAAGGUGGUAUCAUGGGAAAUGCAGGUUGCAAAUGCCUGCACGGCCAAAGUUGGCAUUUUUACAAGGUUGUGAUGCCAGAAGCAGCCUGUCUCCAUUGCCCACUCAGCGGCCAAACUGUUUUGUCAUUGGCCAGUUCAGAAUUCUUGUUUUAGGCUGGUUAAUGAAAGCUGCCAGGCAUCGAGUCUCCCCUCCGGCAGCUAUACUAAAUAUCUGUGUGUGUGUGUGACAUUUCUUACUCUGCACAUAUAGGUUUUUUGCACCAUGACCACUUAAAAAUGCAGAAGUCGUCAUGGUGGUUGAAGUAACCUUUUAUUCGCUAAACUUGAAUUGCAAGCUUUUCCGUUCAAAAGUGAUCAUUAACACACACUGUAAGCCAAGCAUUAGCUACCCAUUGAUUGAUUUAAAAAAAAAAAAAAUUUUUUUUAUCUAUCAAUGGGGCGCUACUGAUUGGCUUAGUGCAGAGGUGCCCAAACGGUAGAUCCCCGGAUGUUUUAAAACUACACAUUCCACGAUGCUUUGUCAUUCUAAAAGCAUUCUGAAGGCAUGCAAAGUAUCAUGGGAGUUGUUCUAAAACAUCUGGGGAUCUACCUAUUGGGCACCCCUGACUUGGAGUGACUUCUCUAAGCCCCUUCCUGACCCAGAGAUUCAAAAAACUGGGUGCCACUCACGUGACCUGCUAGCCAUUCUAGAAUGGUUUAACCCCUUAAGGAAAGAGUGUGGGGGGUCUCCUAGCUCCAUAACUAUCUAAUUUGGAUGAUGUCGUUAUGGUGACUGGUGUGUCUCUUUAAGCUCUGUUUAUUCUAAAAUGUGCCAUUCUCUCUAGUUCCUUGUUGUUGUUGUUGUUGUUAUUGCCAUUUCUAUAGCACCAACAGAUUCCGUAGCGCUCUACAAUAUUAGAGGGGGUAUUUAACUAUAAAUAGGACAAUUACAAGAAAACUUGGGUACAGGAACGAUAGGUUGACGAGGACCCUGCUCAAACGAGCUUACAGUCUAUAGGAGGUGGGGUAUAAAACACCAUAGGACAGGAAAUGGCAAUCAAAUAAGAUGGGAGUGAAGCAGAGCUGGAGGAGAGAGUAGAGUGCUACACUUUAGGAGAGCGCAAGAGAAAGUAAUGUGAGGUAGAGGUUACUCUGGGAGGCCAUAAGCUUUCCUUAAGAGAUUGGUUUUAAGGCACUUCUUAAACGAUUGAAGACUAGGGGAGAGUCUGAUGGCCGUAGGCAGGCUUUUCCAUAGGAAGGGCGACAUCCGCAAGAAGUGCUGUAUAAAGAGAAAAUAGAAGGGGACCAAAGACAGUCUUGGGGACUCCAAACGAGACAGGACAAGAGGAGGAGGUGUCAUUAGAAAAGGAGACACUGAAUGAGCAUUAGGAGAGAUAAGAGGAAAACCACAAGAGGACAGUCACAGAGACCGAGUGUUUGAAGAAGGAGCGCAUGACCAACGGUGUCAAAGGCAGCAGAGAGGUCAAGAAGAACUCGUAUGGGUUAGUGGCCUUUGGAUUUAGCUGCGGUUAGGUCAUUCAUAAAUUUUGAUAAGAGCAGUCUCAGUAGAGUGGAGAGGACGGAAGCCAGAUUGAAGAGGGUCGAGGAGAGAUUUGGAAUUGAGGAAGUGAGACAUAUGGGUAAAGACAAGUCUUUCCAGACACUUUGAGGAAAAAGGGAGCAGGGGUAUGGGACGAUGGAGGGGGAGGACCGGUCAACAGAUCGUUUUUGUUUUUUUCAGGAUAGGUACUACAGUGGCAUGUUUAAGGUCAACAGGGACAACGUCAGAAGAGAGAGAGCAGUUGAAGAUGUGUAUUAAGGAAGGCACAAGACAGUGGGAGAGACAUCUGAUAAGGUGAGAUGGGACAGGAUCGAGCGGGCAAGUGAUAGGGCGAGAAGAAAGGAGAAGCGCAGCCACCUCUUGUUCAGUAGCCAGGGAGAAAGUCUUAAGGGUAGAAAAGGCAAGAUCUACAUGUGGUUGAGAAAGAGAACGGCAAGGUGGAGAGAUUCUUUCCUUAGUUGUUCAAUCUUGUUUGUAGCAUGCAAAGCUAUCGGCUGUAAGGUUAUUUUGGGGGGUGGCCACAGCAGGGCGAAGAAGAGUUAAAAGUGUCAGACGCCAGGAAUUGCGGGAGCAUGAACUAAUGAGAGAGGAAAGGUAUGACUGUUAGGCAAGGGCUGCGCUGUAUGAACACAGUAUGAAUCUAUAAUGGAGAAAGUCUGCCUGGGUGCGAGAUUUCCUCCAGGAGCGUUCAGCACAACGGGACCUACUUUGCAGGUAGCGUGUUGAUUUAGUAUGCCACAGCUGGGUGCAAGUUUUGGAGCGGGCUGUAGCGUUCAAGGCUGAGGUGAGGAUAGUGUUAUAUGUGGACAUGGCCAGAGAGGGAAGGGAUGAAUAGCAGUUGUGAAUCAAUAUCAGCUGACAGCUGCUGGAGGUCAAUAGAAUUAAGGUUCCUUCUGAGUUGAGGGCAUUAGGCUGAGGUUGUUGGGUGAGGGGUAAACGAGAGCAAGCGAUAAGAAGUGGUGAUCAGAGAGCGAGGAAAUGGAGUGUUGCAGAUAUUACCGUAUAUAUACUCGAGUAUAAGCAGAGUUUUUCAGCACAUUUUUAAUGCUGAAAAAUCCCCCCUCAGCUUAUACUCUAGUGAGGGUCCCAAUUGCAUUGCCAAUAAUACAAACCCGGCGAUCCUGGGGGGGCCCGCAGAAGCUCUUACUUACCUUCCCAGCAGUUCCCUUCAGCUCACCUGUCUAAAUCUCGCGUUGGUUACCAUGGCAAUGCUCCGCACGGCACGCAGGCUGCGAGAGUUACACAGCGGAGCUGAAGGGAGCUGUUGGGAAGGUAAGUAAGAGCUUCUGCGGGCCCUAACUGCACAGCCCAUGCCACCGGACCACCAGGGAUUGACUUACCCCCCUACCUGGCCAAGUAUGAAGCAGGGAGGGGGGACUAAAAAAAAAAGUUAACAAAAAAAUAUAUAUAUUUAAAAAUUUAUAAAAAUGCCCUUCCCCCACCCAGUUUACACACACACACUUUGCAUUCUAUACACACACUGCAUUCACACAAACACACACUUUCUGCAUUCAUUAUAUACACACACUUUCUGCAUUCAUUAUAUACACACACACUUUCUGCAUUCAUUAUAUACACACACACUUUCUGCAUUCAUUAUAUAAACACACUUUCUGCAUUCAUUAUAUAUACACACACACACACACAUAUAUAUUCUGGCAUGUAUAUUUUGUGCAUUUACCUUAAUAAAUGGUAAAUGUACAAAAUAUUGGUAAUUUUAUUGGUAUCUAUUUUUAUUUUGAAAUUUACCAGUAGCUGCUGCAUUUCCCACCCUAGGCUUAUACUAGAGUCAAUAAGUUUCCCUGUUUUUUUUUGUGGUAAAAUAAGGUACCUCUGCUUAUACUCGCGGAUAUACGGUAGAGAGGGAGGGGGGGGGUGGGCAGAAUUUUAAAGGAGUAGUGGGGUGAAAGCAGAAAUCCACCGCCACCACCUUUACUCUCAGCUUGUCUUGGGUUGUGGGUAAAGUGAAGACCAUCAAAGAAUAGUGAGGCAGGGGUAGCAGUAUCAGAGGGAGAGAGCCGUGUUUCCGUUAGUGCAAGUAGGUUUAGGGAGCGUGAGAUAAAUAGGUCAUGGAUUAAAGUUGAUUUAGCAGUGUGAAUCCUGUUUUAGGCACUAGACGUUCAGAACCCAGUAAUUUUGAUUGCAGGAAGUGUAAGGGGAAAGCUGAGCUACAUUUCUGAUAAUAGAAGUGGAACAUUUUGUUUUCCUGAGUUAGACCGUUUCUAGGAGAGAAGGCAUUGUCAAGCUUGUGGCAAGAAGCAGGAUAAUAGUCGGGAAACUUGCUGAUAACUAUUACCGCAUGAUUUGGAUUGGUACAUGAUCGGAAGAAGUAAAGGCUUGCCAGCAAUAUGUUAUGGAAUGUGUUUUUGAAGCCAGCCGGUUCAGUUAUAAAAGUAUUUGGCUGCGCUGAUUUCUUUUGUUGGCAGGUAUACAGUGCAGAGCAGAUGUACAAAAUCAGCCUGAUGGAUACACCUUACCGCUUCUGACCCGUCUUUUCUUCAUGAUCAUUUCAGAUUUUGCAUCUAUGCACAUACAUUUCAGCCUUUUUUAUCGAGAGCUGCACAGAAUUCAGUGUUGCAUAACUGCAUUAAAUGGUUGCAGUGAGAGUGAGUUCAUUAUAUUGCUUGUUCUUAGUACAGGCCUGCUUAGGAAUGGGCCAAAAUCAGGUGUAUACAGAUUAAAGAAAAGUUACUUGUGCACUAUCCCAAAUAUAUAUGCACAUUUUAAUAGCUGUAGGUUUUUAGUAUUACUCCAAUGGCAAUUUAAGUGUAAGCUCAACAAUUUAAUUGUUUUGUUUUGUACUCUUUCCAAAAAAACUUCUUUACACAAAAACAAAACAAAACACCCAAGUUGCUUACAAUGACAAUCCAUCUGAUAAAGGUUUUGUAAAGUGUCGAAAUCUGACUUGUGUGCAUGUAUCUGCUUCUAGGAACUACCAGCUGAUCGGACAAGGGUGGGUUUUUGUUUUCUCAAAUAUCUACCUUGCAUUUUAGAGAGAAUGUAAACGGUAUUGCAGUGACACCCAAAAACAAAACUUAAUCAUAAUCCUUUUGCUGUGAACCCUUAAUUUCAUAACUUUAAAAUCCAAAUUUAAUAAAUUGCUCCACUGGGGGAUGGGGCCUGACCCAGUGACUCCUUCGCAGGCUUAUCCAAGCGAUGAGAACCGCAGCCAAUCCUGCCACCGGACACAGGGCACGCCCGGACUCGGUUGGCACAAAGAACCUGCUUCACAGCUCAGCGAGGGCCUCAGGACCACACGGACAGUCCCGACAAGCCUCGCUAUGCCCGCUCUACUCCCACACUAAACCUGUGGGUCCCUCCAAUGGAGGGCUCCUGAACUUGGCAAUGAGACACUCCUGGCUGGUAACACCGAGACAGCAGGCCGGGAGGGCCCUUCAAGUAAAGCCCACUGUGAUGAAAGAUCCCAGGGACUGUACUAGGCACUCAGAGGGGAUCGGAUGAGCGUAGGCACACAACCAGAGCCUGCCAGGCAUAUAACCCGCUAUAAAUGGACUCCCUCACCAUGCUUUAAAACAUAAGACCUUGAUUUUACACGUUAGCUAAGUGUACAGUUAUAGCCUUUAACCUGCUGUUAUUUUACUUUAAUUCCUACAGAGUUGUUGCCUUAGUUUCUUCAAUGUGAUAAACUAAAUGGAAUUGCAUUGGACCACUUGCCAGCACAAAUUAAUGUAGCAACCCAAGCCUGUUUAUAUAUGGCGACUCACUGUUGGUUUGCUUUCUCAUCUAAAAAAUGCCUGAAAGACAUGCAGUGCUAUACAUCUUAAAUGCAAUUGGCCAUGCCAUACACAUAUCUAGCCUAGCAUGGUAGUUAUAAAACACUGAUGGCUUUGCAGUGGGAGCCUUUCACCGACCGACAUUUUAUCUCCUACAGAGUUUCUGCCUUUGUCUCUUUAAAAGCGAGAAUCUAUGCAUCCAUUAUGUUCCUAUCCCUCCCAACAGGUUGCAGACAUGUCUAGAAAGUUUUUGCCAGAUUCAUAACAUUGUUUUGUCUGCCCCAUAGACAGUUUGAUGCAGCUUGUUUAUUCUUCCAUAAUGUACACCAAUUAAGCAACAUCUCAUAUGCGCACAUUACUUUGAUAAAGCCUUGCCCGGCAUGGCUUCUUUACUGCAUAUAGUAAGUCAAUAGCCACCCUAUCUGGUGGUACAUUAUGUUGUUACUAAGCUACUUCAACAUCUUCUAAUUUAAAAAAUGUGCAUGUAAUCUUUAAUACCCCUAUAUUAUAAGCGAUGAAAAUAAGCGUGAGGAUUGCCGUCGGGGUACCCCAUGCGUGUUAUUAAUGUCUUUAAUGCACUGCAAAAAUUUUUUUAGCUCCACUGCCUUUAGAGGGAAAGCUGGGCUAAUGAGCCUAUUGGCUUCCGAUUAAUUUAUUUUGAUUUAUUCCUAUUCGUUUCUUCUUCCAAGGAUUAACCAAAAUUUGGCAAUUUGUUUUCCAUGAUCAUUUUUAAUAAAAGGAGAAAAAGAUCUUGAUCUCACAAUAUCUAGAAGGGGGGGUGUGUUGUUUACCAUUCUAAACCCUAGCAAAGCAUUGUGGGAAUUGUACCUCUAAAACAUCUGGGGGCUAUCGUUUGCACACCCCUCCCCUAAACUAAACCGUGACAAAAUGGGGAGUAUAAAUCUAUUUAGUUACAGAGGCUGGAAGCAUGUUUAGUGAAUUGUGUUAUUCAUAUCCAAAGGGAAGGUUUCCUAAACACCCACAGAAGGGAAAAUCCUGGUUAAUUUGUUAUUUCAGUAGGUAAAAUCGUGCCUUGUACAUAUAAUAUUUAGAAGAUUUCUGCAUGACCUAAAUUUCUCUGGUUGACGUUUCUUUUGCAGUCCAGGCUUUAUCCUUAUCCAGAACAUUACAUAUCCUGCUGUGCUAUGUGAAAUCCCUAAGUAGGCAGUCUUUUUCCUACUUUUUAUUUUUAUUUUUUCUCCCCUCUUUCCAUAGUUUCCACUUUGUUGACAUUAUUGUGAGAUCAUGUAGUGUGCUUUAUAGGCGUUAGCGGUUUCAUUUUCCAGCAGAAGUACUGCUGUUGCAUAUUUGGAAUUUUAUUAAAACAACAUCCAACCUGUUUUGUAAUGAAAUGGCUGCAUAACAGGUAUCCUUUAAUUUACAGUGAACCGAUUUAGAAAUUAGAUUGCUUCCAUAGAAUACUCUGAGUAAGUUUAUUUAGAACACGAUCAGUUAUAUAAAUGGUUCUAAGUAGAUUAUAAAUCUAAAAAUAUACAGAAUACGUCUGCCUUGUGGCACCACACCCUAGUGUAAGUGUCCGUAUUGACAUCAGGAGCAUCAUCAAAUUAAGAAAUUUACAUUUACAAAACAAUUAUGCUAUAAAUCAAUAUUAAAGGGCAUUUUAAGACUAAAUAUAAUUGUUUAUUUUUAACCAUAGUGUACUCUUUAGGGUAAGUUUAGUCCCAGUACCUGUUCAUGCUUUUCACUCCACGCCAUCUCUUGUGGCUUGAUUAUUCAGCCCCGGGUUUAGGCUGAGAAAGGCUGUCGCCUAGCCCUGCCGCAGCAUUCUGUUUGCCGGCUCUUUGAACUUGAGUGAGUGAUGCCUAUCUCCGCUGGUCAUAGGGUGCUCUCCACUCCGCUGUCACCAUCGGGGAGGGGGGAAGGUUGCCACUCUGGUAUUAUUGCCACUCUGGUAUUAUUGCCACUCUGGUGCUUUCCACUGACCUCUCUGGCUCCCGCCACGCAGAUGCUGCCCAGAUCUGAUCCUGCCACCGUAGUGUGUGGAGUCAGCGUCGUUUGUAGGAGCCGUCGUGGUGUCGGCAGCCACCACCUUAGGUAAGCAGAGUUUCACUGCUUUCUCCUGCCUGUGCUUAUCCAGCAGGGUUUGUGUGUAUGUAGGUCCAUUCUUGUAGAGAUGCCGUGGUGGACUGGGAUGACCUCCACCGGUCCAAAGUGGGGGAAGGAGCUGCAAUGCCCUACAGGACUUCAGGGCUGGGAGACCGGCCGCGUCUCCUGCUCCUCAUCAACUGCUAGGCCGCAAGACGGACCUGCCUCGGCGAUGGGCGCCUGAAGAGUACAUGAUGCCCCAACACCGAGCGUCGUGGGGUGGGUAAGUGAGGUACCUGUUUAGCCCGGCUGUAUUGCAUCAAAUAAGGCUACUCGUUCAGAGCUUCGGUGCAUGCGGCUUCUUCGCGUGGCGAUCAAGCUCCGCCCCAGCUUCAUGUCCCUUUUAAACAUCAAGAAAUAUAUUAAUAUUUUAUUUAUCAACUCUUGUUACCAAUUUCCUACCAUUACUCCCUGCUCAGCAUACACAUCUUAGAUUAUAGUGAAAAAUGAGGCAGGAGGCAGUGGCCUUCAUUGAAACAUGGAAUCAAAAAUGGAAGGCCCAUAGUCAAGAUCUGGAAGGUGCCUCUGUACAUGAAACUGAGGAGCAACUGGCUAAUGCAGUUUACCACUGCUUUUAUAUACUUGCCAGAUACUGAUCAAAGAGAUUGUGAGAGAAAUCCUGCCUAGCACUUUGUUCGUGGUCCUGCAAGCAUUAGACUAAAGCCGAUAAGCUGGAUUCUCCACUCUUUUGGUUUUUGAUGAUAUGUUUCUCUUGUUUCUUUGCUUUUAUCCUUUGAUAUACCUAUCCUUUGUCUUCUCCAUGUGCAUCCCUACAUUGCCUGAAGAGGUUUAAUUGAGGACAUUUGAAAUGAAGUUUGUGAGGUCCCUUCCUCUAGGAGUUCAUAAUGAAAAAUAAUUACAAGGAUUUACUGGUAUUAUCUUUCUUGUAUGUUCUGUACAGAAUUUUUUGUUUUGUGAAAGGGACACCCUAAGCUCAAUAACCCUAUUAUUUCUUUGCAAUGGUUAUGGUGCCUCGAGUACUCUUGCACCAUUUCACAGUUUUUGAUUGAUGCAACAGUGAAUUGGAGCCCACCAUUACCCACAGCCUCCCCUUCCCCCGACAGGAUGGCCAAGGUGAGGGAGUUAAACUCCACUUUACGCCGUACCAAAUCAUGCUAUCAAUAGUGGACCGUGAUUGUCUGACUGUGUUGGCAAAUAGCAGUCUGCCACUGCCCUACUGGCAUACCUCCCAAUGUACAAAAUAAAAUAAUGGACAAUUUGAUUCACGAGAAACGAUGCAUUUUUUUUUUUCUGUGCUUGCUGCACCUCACAUAGACCUUACUCCUCCCAUUGAUGCAAUCCUGGCAUACGUUAACCUUAAAGGAACGCUAUAGCAUUAGGCAUACAAAAGUAAUAUUAUAGUGUCCUAGUCCAGUUUUGGUGAUGCCUCCUUCCUGCAAGGGUUAAAAAUCAAUUUUACUUACCUCUCAGCUGCAUGCUGUGCUACUUUCUCUGCGGUCACCCCGGUCUUUGGCUUUACCACAGGAAAGCAUUUGGAUGCUAGUGCGCAUGCACAGUAAAACAUUGCACUGCACUAAUCAGACGGUAUCUCUGAGACCAUCUAAUUGAAGUAGCCAUGUUUAACUCAGUUAUUUCUGUGGAAGCACCUCUAGUGGCCGCCACUAUGAGCUUCAGAACAGCAAUGUUUUAACUUGCAGGUUUAACCCCUUAAGGACACGUGACGGAAAUAUUCCGUCAUGGUUCCCUUUUAUUUCAGAAGUUGUGUCCUUAAUGGGUUAAAACAAGAGGAGCAUGGCUCCCUUUAUUAAUAAGACUUCCUUCUUUAUUCUGGUCAAGUUCUGUUUUCAGUGCUCAUAUUUGCAGAGAUUAUUUCAUUUUUUGGACAGUUUAUCCCCCAUCAGCUUUAAAAAAAAAAAAAAUAAGUAAAAAAAAAAAAUCAUUGGAUACAUUUUGUUAGUAGAAUCUGUUUAUUAGUUGUCAACAGAUGUCCUUUUCCGAGCAACUGUUUUUGUGAAGACAAUUUUGAAGCUUAAUCUAAAUAGAUUUUCUUCCUAGAAUAUCUCCAUUACAGCCUAUAUUUUAUAAAUUCUGUCUACGCUAACCAACCAAACGUAGCAUUAGUGCUUUAUCGGUCUGUUUUGACCCAAUUCAGUCAAGUAGAACAAGGCCCUCCGAUGACUUGCAGUGUUCUCGGACUGAACCAAUGGAGAGCUGUGCGAAAGGGAGGGGAGUUAGUCGGGCAGAGGGACAGACCUCAAAUGACGGAUUAAGCACAACAUUAACACUGAGUGCUCGUAAUUUCUGCAGCUAUCCUUUAUUACCAUCUAUUGGUGAAAUUAAAAUGUAUAAUAAUCAGAAAUAUUCCUCUUUAUUUACUGCAUUUAAAACCUUCUGAAAAAAAUGCUGCAUUCAGCAGAUAUUUUUAAUGUAUGCUACGGUUCCUUGUAACAUCUGUAUUUUGUAUCUGUAAUGCAUCACAUAAAUCUUUUGUGCCCACAUAUAAUGCGUCUGUUCCUUCCUUUUUUCGUUGUCUUUGAUCGCAACAUUUUUUUCAGUAUCCGGCAAAAUGAGAAUGAAAUGCACAUCUUUUUCGCAUAUUUUAUGGCCUUUCUAUACUGUUUGUAAAUGUAAAUGUGUUUUAUACAGAUCAAUGUGAAAACCAGAUUACUUGCUUGAUUUAUUUUGCCAUUUGUAAACCAAAUUAAUCUUUACCAGUGGUCUGCCUUCUUUCCAUAUUCGUUCAAUAAAUGCAUAUUGAAGAAAAACUGUUUGUACAGAAGUAAAAUGAAAUUACAGUAGUAAAACAUGAAACGUGCAUUGGCGUAUUGACCUAUUACAAUAGGAGGAAGUUAAUGCAAGUGGUGCAUAAUUUACUGCCUCCUUGUAUUUAAUCAACACUAUACAUCCGUCUAUGCCCACCACUACCUGAAUCUGCCCAUAGACUUCAAAACUCCUAGUGCUUUAUAGGUAUAAAGGGUGUUUAAUUCAGAGUCCUAAAGAUGCUCCACCAAUAAGGUACAGAGGUGCAAGGAGAGGGAGAAAGAGAAACUCCUUACCACGCAACAGAAGCCACCAGACUAGCGUGUCAUAUGCAACCACGCACUGAAUGAAAUAUCCUGCCCCUCCAACCCCAUUAGCUGCUGAUUGUGCAUAUGUAGAAAAGUCUGCAGAAGACAAAAAUUCCAUCCAGUACAACCACUGACUUCCGAAGGGCUCCUUUCUUUUAGUAGUGUUGGCACUCAAUGAAUCCACUCUCACCUUCUUAACUUGCGCCGCCCACAAAAAUAUGGGUGGUGAUGUACCCUGCUUCCAAAACAUCGGGAUCAACACCUUUUGCCUAGUCCAGGAGGCAGCGGAUAACAGAAUUUUAGUACGCUUGCUAGGACAUCACAGUAUGAUGAAAGCUUCACUACCUCAUACAUGUUUAACCAGAAAUCUUGGAUCUCUGAGCAGUGCCUACAAAUGUGGAGCAGGUCACCACUUCUACCCCCACAGCGCCAGCAGGCAUCCAAGGGCGACGGGUUCCAUCGCUGUAAUACAUAUGUGGUGUAGUACUACUGUGUUAGGAGCUUGUAAAGAAAGCUCCUGAGUCUUUGCAUCUUGGAACCAUGUAUGGAUUAGCACUAUGAUCCGGUCCCAUUUAUUCUCAGUAAGUGUCCGUCCCAGGGUUUCCUCCCACUUUCUUUUUUAUUUCUAUUAAGGGUCACCAGAACAAUUACAGCUUAUUGUAUUUGUUCUGGUGAGUAUAAUAAUUCCCUUUAGGCUUUUUACAGUAAACCAUGUGUUUUCAGAGAAAAUACAGUGUUUACAUUACAGCCUAGGGAUACCUCAGGUGGCCACUCCUCAUAUGGCUAUUAGAGGUGCUUCCUGGGGCAGUUCUGCGCACUGUUUCUUUAAAGAUUAUUUUGCUUUGUCCUAUGGUGCACUACAUAGUAUUACAUCUUCAGAAACUUUACUUCUUAGUAAAGUACUCUAGUUUGUAAAGUAAACCAAGCAAGUUUACAAUAUACAAUAUUAAAGUUGUCCUCCUCCUGACGUGAACACCGUUUCAGUUUACACCAAAUUUUCUUAAUUUACAGAUUUCUGGAAUUGUUUGGUUUUGACGAGUUAGUGGAACAAGAUAUUAAAUAUAUUGCUAGUUGAAUUGUUACCCUUUGUAUUUUGAGUUGUACCUUGCAAAGCAAUCCUAUUGAUACUGCUUUGCAAUUUUCCCAUGUAAAUUUUAUUUCUGGGCAGCAAAUAAAAAAGGUUGAGAGAACUGGGAUAACGAUUUUCUUCCUGCAGUUAGUAUGGUUAAAAAUAGUACAAGAGCCCUAGUAUAUAGAUUAGUGAGAGCAGAGUCCUUGUUUAUGAUGCACUGUUUUUAUAUAUGUUUUCUAAUCUUUUUCAAAGAUAGGGCAUGGCCUUUCACAUAUAUUAGCAGAACUACCAUAGUGGAUUCCUUUUGCAGAGAUAAGUACCAGAGGACAUGACUGACACACUGGAGAGGGUGAAAUACUUUCUUCAGUAGGCCUGGAUAGUUUGAACAGACUAGUCCCGUCAGAAGUCCUACAACUUCUGUGUUGGUAAACGGAGACUGUGAUGCCUCACGCACAACCAUGCUGGCCGGUCAAAUGUAGUUUCAGACUGCUUCAUUUCCCUUAUUGUUAUAACAUUUUUCUUUUUUGUAGAAGUUUUGCAAAUGCUCAUGAUUUAGUCUGUUCGCCAAUUCCAUAGCUAUAUUAAAAAUAAAUAAAUAUAUAUAUAUAUAUAUAUAUAUAUAUAUAUAUAUAUAUAUAUAUAUAUAUAUAUAUAUAUAUAUAUAUAUAUAUAUAUAUAAAAUAUGGAUGGAAGGAAAGUUUGUUCCUCUGAAAGAAUUUGUGAGACUAGGGGGCCUCAUGCUGUUUGUGACUGGUGAUUAAAAGUCAAGCAGAUCAGUUUUUCCUUUAAAGGGAAACUGUAUAUGUAUCCAUAAGGUUACGGCGAUGCUUUCAACAUUAAGAUUCAGCCAUCAUUGGGGACACAGCCCUUUUAUGUAACACUGUAUUGUUUUUAUCAAGAGAUUGUGUAUACAUACCGUUCAUGCGUGUCAAGUACCUCCAGUCUGAAGCAUUAAGUGUUCAGUGUGAUUAUGCUAUGUGUAAUCAUGCGUGUUUUUUUUGUUUUUUUUAAAGGUUUUAUUAAGAAUAUGCCUCUAGUGGCUUUCGGCCUCUUAAAGUGUUUUCUCUGAAAUAUGUAAAAAAUGGACUUCUCAGUAGAGGCAAUGUUUAGUUAUCGGUCUGCUGGGAAAGGGUGUGUGUUGGUUUUUCUUAACCAUUAAAAUCAAAUUUACUUUACUCUACAAAUAAGGAAGGUCAACUUAUUUCUGAAUUUAGAGAGAUCAAGAAUUUACUAAAUGUAACAAUUUUUUUUUCUAUAUAUCCUUUUUAAGCUGAUGUUGUCCACCACCUCCUGUCAAAGUUUUAUGAUGUAUAUAUUUUUUUUUUAAAUGUAUUUUUCCCGGCAAAGUAACAUACCUUAUAAUAAUUGGGAUUCUUGUUCAUUUGUUCUCUGUACGUUUCUCCAUCUAUAAAUCUGGUAGAGGUCAAUAUUGUUCAAGUCCAUAAGACUGAUCAGUUUUUAUGUAUUUUAGAUUUGCAAGCAUUUGAUAUACAUAUGUUGUCACAUUUUUAGCCUCACCGUGACAUAAUUUAUGACAUUGAAACUUUCUUUGCUCCUUGUCUUGAGUCCGCUACAGCUAAUACCAAAUUCCAGACCAGAAGACACAGCUACACCUUUUCUGAAGUUCUGUAGUGUGUGUGUGAACCUAUGAAGUACCCACUCAUACCUAGUCAAGAAUCAGCUGAGUAGCCAGUAGUGAGACUCUUCAUAGGUGUUCGUACUCUCAAAAAAGUGUACAGUCUUUAUCAUUGUUUAAUUAAAUAUCCACUGUUCUGCUUUACUGAGCCAAAACUAGCCGAAAGUGUCACUGACCUUGCAAGACUGUACUUUAUCACCAACUUAUUUUAUUUUUUAUUUUGUACGUAGAAGUUUUAAUUCUAAAGAUCGUAUUGCACCUUUUAAGUGGGAGAUUCAUAUCCAAUUAAAUCUGAAUCCUGAUUGGUAGAUGCAGAAUUGAUGUGCAUUAUUAUAGACAACCUUUUGAAAUUAAAGAAUGUUCAACUGACUAUAGAUAAAAACAGAUUAAGGUACAGCGCGCUCGCAAAAUAUACAGUUUAACCUUUUAAAAAGCUACUUAGCAGCGGAGUAGCCUUGUAAAAUUCAAUAGUGUAUUUUAUUUAAUUUCUUUGUGUACGUGCGCUAUUAUUUAAUCUGUAUUUUAUAAAUAUAUUCUUUACAGUAGCACCACUGCUGAGAAAUGCAUGAUCUGGGUGUGCCAUUAACACCCCCCCCCCUUUUUUUUUUUUCUCUUCUGUAUAGAUAAAAAGCAGUGAAGCAAAAAAAAAAAAAAAUUGUGAAUUUACUAAACCGGCAAACUGGCGCAUUGCAGUACAUAUGGUCUCCCGUGACAUGUGAUCUAGAUAAUAUAGCCGUGUAAAUCCCUCAUCACACACACACACCUUACAAUCCCUGCUCCUUCUUCAGGCUUUGUACGCCAUUAAAUUGCAUUAUGUUUAGCAUUGUGCUGAAAAGCAAUCAUCAAGGCUUCUAUUUCUCUCCCUAAUCAGAAGUGCAUUGAAUUCUGUAUUCUCCAAAAACCAAAUACAAAGCCGUUCUUUUAAUAAUACACUUCCUAUGUGAUGUUAUAAAACAUGACUCUUCCGUUGCAGUGUGAUAUGAAGGAGCUUCUGCUGAGCGUACAUUUAUUUUUAGUGCCAUUGUACUGCCAGGAAACAGUUUUUUUUUUUUUUUCUCUCUCCGCAGCAUAGGAAACCCUUCACGUCACCUUCCCAAACACCAGCCUGUUCUUAUAGGGGGGGGGGGGGGGGGGGAAAAAAAAAAAAAAAAGACUGAGUACAUGAUUCGCAGCCGUUCGUUGUAGUAUUCAAUCUCACAAAGUCUAUGCAGUGGAAAUGAUAUUGUAUGUAGUGACAGUACUUGAUUAGUCUUUUAAUAUUGUAAUUAUAUGGUUCAUUCAACCCAGACGUAUAACAUGCCCAGGUUCACGCUGCACCCUCCUCCAUAUGAAACUCACACGUCCUCUGUUUAUAGGAAACAUUAAUAAGGGAUAAAGGAUGUGCGAGGUUAAAGGGACACUAUAGGCAGCCUUACUUAAACAACCUUAGCUUAAUGAAGUAGUUUUGGUUUGUAGAUCAUGUUUCUGAAGUUUCACUGCUCAAUUAUCUGCCAUUUAGGCAUUAAAUCCUGUUUGUUUCUGUGUAUGCAGCCCUAGCCACACAGCCCCUGGCUGUGACUGACACAACCUGCAUGAAAACAAAAUAUUUUUCCAUUUUCAAUCAAAUGUCGAAGGAACACUAUUGUGUCAGAAAUGCAAUCCUGUAUUCCUGAAUGCUGAAGUGACUGUUUAGGUUACUUGCCUCCUCUCUGUGGUUUUACACACCACACCAUUCUUGCUGCCAGCUGGCUCUGCCUCCAUAGCUGAGAUCAUCAAUCUUGAUGAUCGCCACCAAUCCAGUGCUUUGCCGUAGGAAAUUGAGAAUUAAACAGCGAGACUGCAAGGGCAUGAUCUAAACAUCAAAACUGCUUUAUAAAGCUAAAGUGGUUUUAGUGCUUAAAGACCAAACUUCUGGAAUAAAAGGGAAUCAUGACAUGCCAUGUGUCCUUAAGGGGUUAAGAUCUGUUUGGAUACUUUCCACCUUGACUUGAAACAAAGUACCUAUAACUGUAGCGAUUUUUAUACUCUGGCUGGGUUUAUUAGUCAGUAAUAUGUUCGAUCACACAUUUUCUCAUAGCUGCUUAAACCAAUAUAACCCUCCUUGUAAAUAUUCUUCACAGAAUAUCUCCGGCACGAAAAUCAGCCAUUGAUCGAAUAUAUGUGUCUAUGAUCUUUACACUCUGUUGGGAAUUUUGAUAUUCCCAUGUUAUAAUUACUUGUGCAAAAUUUGAUUCUCCCCCCUUUUUUGAGUCAAUAUUUGUAUAUCUUUAACAUCUUGUUGGCAAAUGCUUUAACUGCAUACUUUGCAAUUUGUAUAAUUCUAGUCCAGUUUAAUAUUAGGUCCAUAUGUUUACUAAGGUGGACCAUCUCUAGUUAUCCAACAAGGGGUUAAUCUAAUCUACCGAGAUGAUUCCCCCUCUACAUCAUCUAUUACGUUGCUCGGAACUUACCAAUUAGAAGCUGUCACAUGGCACCAAUAGGAGGAUUUCUCUCCUUAUUUAAUAAUAAUAAUUAGCUACCAUAUCCUAGCUUUGUACACAGGUACAUUCACCACACAUUAUCUUUGUCAUAAGGUUUUUAUUGAAUAAAAUUUAUUUAUUUUUUGCCUUCUGAUUGAGGCAUUUUAUUAAUCCAGUACUAUGUCUGGCAGCGAUCAGCCCGUUAUUUCUGAGAUUUAACAAUGUCAUGCAUCUUUGACUCCAAUUUCAGACUGUGUAGUUACACCGCCCUUCUUUCUCAUAAUCUGUGACCGCUCCAUAAUCUCUCCUAUAGAGGAUAUCAAGGGGAUUCUCCAGUAUAAUGGAAGCAUAAAAAAACAAGUUUAGUCUAGCCAUUUUAAAAAAAAAAAAAUCUUUUUGCACAAUGUAUAUAUUAACCUUAUAGUUCUACCAGAAACGUAUCCUUCAUUAUUUUCUUUGAGAAAGCAUAUUAAAUGUAAGGGGUGCUGGGCAUGUCUUAGUAAUUUGCUUGUAAAUCAAUGCAACUGUAUCUCUCCCAACUUCCAAUGAUAUCCAAGUAACCAUGACUCUCCAUGACCCAUCCAAGAUAUUUGUGCCCAUGCAUUUUGGAACGCCUUCCUUCAAAACAUUUGGACACCAUAUAAUGAGAGAGAGCGAUGCAGCUGAUAUCCGAUGUGCUAUGGAAAGCCGUAAAAGGCACAUUUAUAUAAACCGCCCAAUGGCAGCCCUCACCAAGUAGUUUUUAUGAGUUCUGUUAGGUUGUUCUUAAUGGUUAAUUGUAGAGGGAGAAAAAUGGAUGUAGAGAAAAAACGUAAUUUAUCAAGAGGAGUUGUCGGAUGGGCUUACUUGGAAGAGAAUUGUUAGAAGAAGAAGAAAAAUUAUUUUAUUUUUUUGUGUGAGAUGCUCCUAAUUGUCAUGUUACUAUUGUUACAGUAAACUCUGUAUUAGAACAGGUGGAUAUAUGUUCAAGGACGGUUUUAUUCUUGUCACCCUGCAGGCAUAUGAGCGUCGGUUCCCAACGUGUCACCUGAUCCCCAUGUUUGUUGGCAGUGACGUAAUGAGCGAGUUUAAGAGCGAGGAUGGAUCCGUGCAUGUGGUGGAAAGACGCUGCAAACUGGACGUGGAUGCUCCGCGGCUGCUAAAGAAGGUCAGUCUGCAAGGCUCACAAAACCACAUGAUGGUACUUCUCCAGUGUAUAAUGAAUUUCGCAACAUUGUUCAAUGAGCCGGAUGUAUACUAAUCGGACCAAAGUACAUAAUUACCUGGAUUAGAUUUUACUACCUAUUUAAUGGGUCCUAGAGUUACGCAUCUUUGAUUGUCCACUUUUAAACAAAUCCUUCAGGUCUGCAGUGACAUCCACCGGAACCAGAAAAUGGCUGAGAUAUCGCAGCCAUUUUAAGCCUCCAUUCAUUAAGAGUGUGUAUGUUUCCUAUAAUUACAAGACCUUAAUUUAUUAGAAUAAUGUGUUUCCCAUGAUUCCAAGACCUCCAUUCAUUGGAAGAGUGUGUAUGUUUCCCAUAAUUCCAAGACCUCUAUUUUUUUUUAGAAAAUUGGACUGUUCGCUCCUUCGCAUUUUAGUUCUUUAGCUGCCUGAGUGCUUUAAUACUAUCAUCAAUCGCAUAUAAAGCUAUUGACGAAUGUUUCGUACUUAUUUCUGUGUUAUUGUCUCGUCCAGUUUAAAGUCAGUUCUUCAUUGCUUUUUACAUUUGUUGAAGGCUCCCCCUGCUGGGACUAUUCCUGUGCAGUUUUUUGUUUUUUUUCUUUACUAUAAAUCUAUAGGUUUUAUCUACGUGUGGUUUAAUCUAUCCUGGAAUGUUCUAUUUAAAUCGAGGGCUGUCACAUGGAGAGCAAAUACUUUUUUCUGAUUACCUACCCUCACCCCCCCUCCAAAAAUAAUAAAAGAUUUCAAGAGAGAGAUUUGGCAUGUCGAUUACAGUAAAGUGAGAGAUUUGACAUAAUGACAAGUACGGCUGGUACGUUUUGUAUUAACACCUCUAAUUUAUUCAAAUAAAACAUGAUCCACACUGCUUCUCAUUCAUCACUCUUAUCAAAAACAUAAGGAGUAUAAAUCUAUUUUUAUUGUUUAAGUGUCCAAAUUUAUUUUAGAAUUACUUCCAACAGCCCCUUUAUUUUGUUGUGGUUUGUUGUUUGUUUUUUUUUGUUUUUUUUGUUUGUUUUUUGGGGGGGGGAGGGGGGAUUCCCAGCACUGAGGCAGUCUCUCUGCUCAGUAUUGGCGAUAUAUUUUGAAAGAUGGUUUAAAACAAGUGUGAAAGGCAAUCCUCCUAAUUGCCUCAUUGUCAGCUGGGAGGCAUUACAAAGGUAAUUUAUAAAAGGGCCAAUUUCUUUUGAAAUCUGCACUUUUCUAAAAUAAGCCUGAGGGAACAUGUAGUUAACCCCUCAGCACUUUAGUUAGCUCACCAAAUUGCUUUAGGGGACUGGAGUUAUCUUUGUCCUCUUUAGUCCUUAAAUCUUCUUAUCUGACCAAAUUCUAUGCAGGUAAUUAAGAGCUAGUGCACAUUCAUAAACCCUGGUGUUUGCACAAGCAUAAGAUAUCUAAAAAAAACUAUGCAUCCUGUCUGUAUGAGAUGCCAAUUUACCAAGACUUUCAGUUAAAUAAGUAAGCAAUGCUUCUGACAAAAGAUGUAUUAAAGGAACAUUCUAAGCAUCAUAACACUACAACUCAAUGUAGUGGCUAUGGUAUCGGGAUUUCUCUGGAACCCUGCCCACAGUAACCCAUGAGACCGUUUUUACAAUUUACCUGGGUCCCAUCAGGCACCUGUGGAGGUAGUCCUGUGCAUCCAGUUUUUGUUCUAAACCAGCCUAGUGACUGGUGAGAGUCCACACACGUGACUGGGGCAUUGAGGGAGAAACACAUGCCAUGUGUCAUAUGGUCCAUAGGAUAUCCUGAUUUGCUUAAAAUUUAGGGGGUUUAUGAUGCAUGUAUUUUUCCCUGUAAACUAAAGCAAUGUCCUGUUUUUAUAUUUUUAGAUUGCAGGGGUAGACUAUGUGUACUUUAUCCAGAAAAACGCUCUGAACAGACAGGAACGCACUCUGCACAUCGAAGCCCACAAUGAGACUUUUGCUAGCCGCAUAGUAGUUCACGAGUAUUGCUCCUACACUGUAAGUACCACUGGGAGAGAGGAAUGUUUUAUACUGUUCAUAGAUUGUGGGAACCUAGUUAGUUUUUUAACAAAUUUGAUUUUUAAUUGUUGCUUGCUACGAUUUGAGUAUUCAUUAACCUUAAACCUAUUUCACCAUCAGCCCCUGAUCACUGAUUUGUAGACGUCACUGCUAUGUGUGUUAACCAUUUUCUAUGCACCGCACACUUUGGGUUUUACAUCAUGUGCCUUUGUUCUUCAGGUACACCCUGACAAUGAGGAGUGGACUUGCUUUGAACAAUCUGCCAGCCUGGACAUAAAGUCGUUCUUUGGUUUUGAGAGCACAGUGGAAAAAAUUGCCAUGAAACAGUACACUAGCAAUAUCAAAAAGGUUAGUGCAUCUCCACCAAAAUUUUACCACUUCAACUGAAUUAUCUAGUGCUUUGUGUGCAGUAACUGCUCGUUGUCUCCUUUCCAACAUUUCCACUGUGUGAGCUCCUCUUUUUUCCUUGUUAGGGUAAAGAGAUUAUAGAGUAUUACUUGAAACAAAUGGAGCAGGAAGGGAUCAACUACCUGCCUCGCUGGACUCCUUGUACCAUACAGAAACAAGAAAGCAAAACAUCUACCUCAAGCCGGUCUGUGUCUCUGCCCCAGGCCAUACCGAACACCAACGCCAAUGACGGGCAUGCUAGUAGGGACGCACGCUGUCCAACAUCCAGUCCCUCUGAGCCGCUUAGCAGCACACCAGAUGGUAUGUCCAAAGAUCACACUUCCCAGUCUGCUGGUUCUUACAAACCUUGUAAGGUUUGCUCCUGUCCUGAGUAGCCUGCCAUCUUCUGUUGUGUUAUUGCUUCUGGACUUUGCAGAUGACCUGGUGGUCUCCAGGAUUAUUGGAGUACAUUGGGUAUUUACUUCUCUAGCCAUUAAUGGCAUACAGUGGGGACUAAAAAAUGUUUAAUUCAAAAUGUGAAAUACAGCCAUAUUUAAUACCUUGUUGAAGCUGUUGCAGAUCAUUGCUGUUUAACCCCUUAAGGACACAUGACAUGUGUGACAUGUCAUGAUUCCCUUUUAUUCCAGAAGUUUGGUCCUUAAGGGGUUAAGGACCUUGCAUUACUAAUGAGCGUUAAAUUUCCUGUUAAAACAUCUGCAAUCUUACAAAUAUUGGAGAAAGCAAUCUUCACAGGGAAACAUUUGAAGUACUAACAAGCAUUUUUUUUAAGCGUAUAUAACUUAUCUUACAUUUUUUUUAGACAAACUGGAUGCAGAUUAUAUCAAGCGUUAUUUGGGAGACCUCACACCUCUACAAGAGAGUUGCUUAAUCAGGCUUCGACAGUGGCUACAGGAAACCCACAAGGGCAAAGUAGGUAUCUUCCUUUUUAAAUAAUUUUUUUGUUUUUUCCUCAGUUGCUUCUUUUAUUGCCGUUUUUAAAAUUACAGAUGUACCAAUAUACACAAUCAUCAGAGUGCCUAAGAAUCGACACAUAAGGAGAACAUAAUCGUAUACACAAAACAAUGAAUAUGAACACUACAAUACUUAUAGCCCAAGUAAUCUGAUUAGAUACGAUUGCAUGACAUAAUGGUGACAUAAUGGCACGGAUAUGCAAAUAAUUAAAUUAAUAAAUCAAUAACUCUGUGUUUUUUGUACCAGUUUGCAAAAGGAGAAUUUCAUAGCAAUACUCCAAGCACCGUAACCACUACAGAGUUUUAGAAUUUAUGGUGUUUGGAGUAAAGCUUUAAAUGGAAGGGGGGUGGGUGUAAGAAGGACAGAUUUGAGUACAAGAACAGAAUUAUGGGAAAAUGCAAAAGAGAUGUAGGUAGGGAGAAAAAGAAAAUACCAGAUUAGACUAACAGGUACUGAGAGGCUUAGGAAAGAUGCCUAAAAUUUGAGAACAUGCAUUAUUAAUGUUGGAGGUCCAGGUCUCUUUAAUAAUUAUAACACAUUAAUAUUUGUGGGGUUUAGACCUUGAAUUGUGUCCAAAAGAAAAUGGGUCACACUGGUUCUUGGUUUGAAGCAAACUUGGGUGAGUGAGAGAGUUUUAUUGUUGGUUGUUCUGGUUGGGUAUUUGCCGAUAGUCACUACAGAUGAUGCAGUUGGAUACCUGCUUCAGGAGUAGUUAUCACUGAGCUGGAGCCAUUUCUCAUAAUUAACAAUUUCACACACUAUCCCCAUUUAUAGGGAAUUUUGUGUGUGUAGGAUUGUUACUACUGAAAGGUCCCCACAAUUUUCUAGAGAGAAGGUGGAUGACCAAUGAUUUUCAUCCUGUUUCAGAUUCCCAAAGAUGAGCACAUUCUUCGUUUCUUGCGAGCGCGGGACUUUAAUAUUGAUAAAGCCAGAGAACUCCUAUGCCAGUCACUCACAUGGCGUAAGCAGCAUCAAGUAGACUACCUACUGAGUACAUGGGAUCCACCACAGGUACUACACGACUUUUACGCUGGAGGUUGGCAUCAUCAUGACAAAGGUGAGUUUUUAUUGCUUUGUAACCAGUUUUGCAAAGGGAAUUCACAGACGAGAAGUUAUACUGCAAGUAGUAUGUGUUGUUCUCGAGUAAUAUCUGGGAACGUUUAGUAUUAAACAGUUUGAGGGUUUUAUAGCCUACAGAUGAGCGGACAGGCUUAGUCAGCUAAGUGAUUCUAUUGAUUCCAGUGUGAAAAGGGAAUUGCAUAAAGGUGUGUUUUCAAGGGGUUAAACGUGGUAUCUCUUCCAGAUGGUCGGCCACUGUACGUGCUCAGGCUUGGACAAAUGGAUACAAAAGGUUUGGUCCGAGCUCUUGGCGAGGAAUCACUUCUCAGACAUGUACGUUUUAUUCAAUAAAAUGUGGGAUUUCUCUUUCCUUCAGAAUGACGAGUUCAGGACUGUCAAAAUGUACCUCCUGAAGAUAGCAUAUAACUAUAUUGAUAUACAUUAUUUUAUUUUGUGACGUUUUAAAACAAAAAUAGGUGUAGUAUGCCACACGUCUAUCCCGGAACCAGGUGCCUCCAUCUUGGCUCCCUGUCAACCCCAAUUAUAAAUGUUGGCCUUUUCUGCCGUUGAGUAUAGUUAGGAAAAAUGUAUAAACCAAAACAAAAGCAUGUUGUUAUUUGCAUUGUGUGUCCUGGCAGUGCCACUUGCUAACAUUUAUGAAUAAUACAUUACAUUAUAAUCUUAUUAUAAAGACACAUUCCACGUAACAUAAACUGAGAGCUGGAAUUUCUUAAACCAGAAGUUCCUGUAGGGCUUAACUCCCUGGCUGAGAGGGUCAGCUGAUCUGGUUUAGGAGCUUCUGGCUCUCCAGCAUUAAUCGUGGAAGCAGGGAGUGGUGUACAGAGGACUCCGGGUAAGAAGUCAAACCACUGAAUUAAAAAAAAAAAAAAAGUACAUUGAGGACGUGCCAGGACCAACGAGCUGAGUGGUUAUGGUGCUUAGAUUGUGCCUUGAAUAUACAUUUUAAAAACAACUUGAAAAAGGUUAAAAGAAGUUCUAGGUAAUCUUUGUUUUAUGCAGUGGUGUAAUUUCCAGAGAUGUGACUGUUCCUUCGUUAUUGAUUGACCAGUCUUAGCAUAGCAGUCUGUUUUGAGUUCCAUUGAGGGUUAUAAUUUUUUUUUUUUUAAAUGUAUUUCGAAGGUUUUCUCUGUAAACAGAUUGUGGAACAUUUAUGUAAUCAGACACGUUUUGUCCAACAGAUGGAAAGAAAAUAAACCAGAUCUCUUUACCUUAACAGGUGCUAUCAAUCAAUGAGGAGGGACUGAGACGCUGUGAAGAGAACACCAAUGUUUUUGGCCGCCCCAUCAAGUGAGAACACUAAGGAGGGAGAGGGUGGUUUUUAAUAUGUAUUUUCUACAUUUUUCGUAACCAUUACUCAGUUGGCUCUCUUGGUUACUAACCAUUCCCCAGCUCUAAACCCCUAAUUUCUAGUGUUCUCGGUCUAUAUCUGUGAGGUAGUUUCCAACCUUAGAAGAAUUGGGUCUCUCUGAGGCAUAUGUUUUGUUUUACCUUUGCUUAUUAACGACUUUUCUUAUUUCUUCUUGAAAGUUUUAAUUCCUAUAGCAACUCAAAACUUUGAUAAAGCUGUUUUGUGCGGCAUAUUGCUUAUCUAAUGGUUUUGUCAUUGCUCAUCAUGUUUUGUAUUGCCUUGUAUGUGGAAUGUAAAUAAAAAAAAUAAAAAGGUGUGAGGAGAUAAGGCACCGACUGAACUCUUCCAUGGCCAGUAGGUUUCUUCUAACACCGUGUUGAAUCCAUUUUUUCCUUGAAAACUAACAGAGGGGUUCUUAAAUAUACUUUUUCCGCUUCCAUACCUGUUAGUAUUUGUGAGUUGAAGGUGAGCGUUGUGUAGACUCUAUACCAAUGAUUUUUGUUAAUGUGAUUUUUUUUUUUUUUAUUCCAUUCGCCCAGUUCCUGGACCUGUCUGGUAGACUUGGAAGGUUUGAACAUGAGGCACUUGUGGAGGCCAGGAGUCAAAGCUUUGCUGCGUAUCAUUGAAGUGGUGGAAGCCAAUUAUCCAGAGACAUUGGGACGGCUACUGAUUUUGCGGGCCCCAAGAGUCUUCCCAGUGUUGUGGACAUUGGUAAGUUAUUUUUCUUUUAUGUAGUAUCCUUUAUCUGUUUCAAUGUGACUUUACCAUAUUUCGACACUGGACGAACUCUAAACAGUACUUGAGCCAUGUAUAGGAAGCCAGGGAAAAUACAAGAAUAAGGAGUACGUGAAACGGGCUAUAACGAGAGCUAGUUUGAUAUAUAUAUCCUGCUAUAAUUGUGCUCAGAGAGCCACUAUCCAAUUGUUAAACCAGUAAAUGCUCCAUAUUCAUUGUUUAGCCCUUAAUAAAAAGUUUUAUAUAAAUUUAUGCUGACAUUGAGUUGUCAAAUAUGUCUAUGUUAAUGUUAGUGUGAGGAAAGAGCUGAUUUAAUACUGAAAAGUUUUUCAGUUUUUUUUUUAUGCUGCGUUCAUUGUACUGCUCUUUACCUAUUACCCUUUUUGAGCUUUCUGUCCAGCUGAUUUAGUGCUUUGUACAUAACCUUCUAAAAUAACCUUUGCCCCUGCAGGUCAGUCCAUUUAUAGAUGAGAAUACCAGGAAGAAAUUUCUGAUCUAUGCCGGCAAUGAUUACCAAGGUCCCGGAGGACUGCUAGAUUACAUUGACAAGGAGGUUAUCCCUGACUUCCUUGGUGGGGAGUGCAUGGUAAGUAAUAAAUGGCAGAUCAAGCCAUGCUGGGAUCAUACAGAAGAGCAUCCCAAGUAAUUAGAACAUUUUUUUUCAACCCUUCAUUUCCAGUGUGAGGUUCCGGAGGGUGGGCUGGUUCCCAAGGCUCUCUACAGGACCCCUGAAGAGCUGGAGAGUGAGGACAUCAAACUGUGGACUGAGACCAUAUAUCAGUCAGCCAGUGUUUUUAAAGGCUCCCCGCACGAGGUAUGAGGGGUCUGAUAUAAAUAUAAUAGAAAAUGUACACCACCAUCAUUACUUUUAGGAACCCUUGCGUUGCCACAGACUAAAACUACAAAACUUUCAUUUGAAGAUAGUAGUUAAAUAAAUAUAAAGACUCGCCGAUGCGUUAAAAUCAGAAAUGCAAGUUAUAAAAAUCUAAAUUAGAUACUGACAGAAGAUAAAGUUAAUUCUUAAGAAAAUUAUUGUAAUAUACUUCAGAGCAAAUAGCUUUUUUCUUUUCUUAUUUCUUGUAGUUUUUUCACUCGUGUUGUUGACCUUGACCCCUAUAUAUUUUCACUCCCAAAGAGCCAAUGGCUAAACAAGUUCAAGAGGCAGCCAGACAUUACCUGUGUAGCAGUCAGAUUUUUCAGCUACUAUGUCCUAAAUCUUAAUGACAUGGCUGCAUGCCAGGUAGGUGGAGAUCAGGAGACUUCAACCGUAGAACAUCCAUAAUGAGAAACCAGAGUUCUUUAUGUUUUUAAUUUCAGUAGUUUAUAUAAAACAAAAGCAUACAUUUGCAAGUGAGUUGUGUUAGCAAUUUGAUUCUAGUUAAUCAAACGUCCUACAAAUAGAAGCAGAUUGUCGUAGAAAAUGGGCUGAAUUCGAGUUUUUCAAAUCUGUACAGCAAGGUUCCUUAGAAGCACGGAGAGGCACUAGUGUUUUCAUAAAUUUUUUUUCUAAUAAUAUGAUUCUGGUUUUUACAGUAUGCAUGCAGUGAUUAAGCAAGGUCAGAAUAAAGUAAAUCACAAUGAUCCUGAUUGUGUCAGACUGGCUAAGAAGGACUUACUGGCAGUGUCAGUAUCUCCCUUGUGGCGCUUAUCACAAAGACCAGAUCUAAUAAUACAAGACCUCUUUCUGUGUCACAUUCUGAUGAGUACACAAUUGCCCUUGAAUCCAAAAUUGAAAUCCUAAAACUGCCAGCCUUUCAUUCUGUAGCCUGAAAAGACAAUAGAAGACUGAAUUACUUUUUGUUUUCGCCGUGCUUUGUAUUUAAUUCCUUUUUGUAUGUAUAUUUAUUGGCAAAUGUAAUUUUAAAGCUUUCUAAAUAAAGUAAUUUGAGAGGAAAAUCGAAGCUUUCUUAACUGUAAUAUCAUUUACCAAGCAAGUGGUUUCAUUAGGCUUCACAAAUUAAAUUUGGCAAUGUAUAAAAAUGGGCACACAUCUUGUAGAGAUUUUCCUGUAUAGAACUGGGAUCCUACACUUUUCAAACAUUUCCUAACUUUUUUCCCAAUUACACAUAUGAUACACAUGCAAUGCAUGCCCCAUAAAUUCCCAUAUAGCAGUGGUGCCCAAAAGGUAUAUCCUCAGAUGUUGUAGAACUACAGCUUCCGUGAUGCUUUGUCAUUCUCAAGGCAUGCAAAGCAUUGUGGGGAUUGUAGUUCAACAUCUGGGGAUCUACCUUUUGGACACCCGUGCCAUAUAGUGUUACAAAUUGCAAAUAAAUUGUAUUCAUUUGAGAUUUUGAAAACUGAUUCACAUUGAAGGUGAAACGUUUAUAGAUCUAAUCUUUGAAGGGAUACUCUAGACACCAUAACUGCUUCAUCUCAUUGAAGUGGUCAUAGUCUAAAUACCCCUUGUGUUGUCCUUUCAUUCAGCAUUAAUCUGUUUUAAUGUUCUACGAGAGUUCCCAGCAACCAGCCCCCCACCCCCUAAUGCUGCUCGGGCUAAUGAGAAAAUGGGAAAAAAAUAACCUUUUUAAUCAACCACUUUUAAUUUGGUAUGUCUGUAUAUGUUUGAAAUAAAAUGUAUUGUUUGACUCUUUGAUACAUUCAAAAUGAACUGGGAGUUCCAAUGGGCAAAACAAAAUCUCUUCAUCAUGAUGAUUAAGUAUUCUGUGCAAUACGAAAAGCGUGAAGGGAGAUGGCCGUAAAUUCUCCUUGUCUUUCUGCACGAUGGAAUCCUUUUAUAUUUUUUAUAAUAUUGGAGCAAUAAUUUCUGAAUCUCCUGAUGUGACCAUUACAAUUUUAAAAAAUAAAUAAAUAUAUAUAUAUUUUUUUUUUUUUUUUUUCUACCUCCGUCGAUACAUUUGGGUUUAUUAGGUGUCUUUGUUUUGAAGGACAUUGAUGCGGAGAUGGAAAGGUGGAAUACAUUACUAGAUGUUUGUUUUUGAGUUUUUUAAGAAAGGUUCUGAUGAGUGUGCAGUUCUUGUGGCUAUGGUCAUUUUUGUUUUCUACACUUAACUCCGCAGAUAAUGAUUCAGAUUGUGGACGCAUCCUCUGUUAUCACCUGGGACUUUGAUGUGUGCAAAGGAGACAUUGUAUUCAACAUCUACCACUCCAAGAGGGCACCCCAGGUGCCCAAAAAAGACACUCUUGGAGCUCAUGGCAUAACUUCUCCUGUGGGAAACAAUGUACAGUUAAUUGAUAAGGCUUGGCAGCUGGGACGAGACUACAGCAUGGUGGAGUCCCCACUGACUUGUAAAGAGGGGGAAAGUGUGCAGGUAAUGUACGUCCCAGAACCACCAUUUAUAUUAAAUCGUGAGUUUGUAUAAUAUUGAACAGUCAAUCACAUCACAUAUAUAAAACAUUAAAUGGAAGUUACAACCAAAAUUAUCUGUUACCAGAAGUAACAGAAUAUAUUACAAUAAAAAUGUCCCCCGUUUGCAGACAAUAUUCUGAGCAAUUCUUCUUUGGUUAAAAAAAAGCGUUCAGUUUGUUAGACUAGCUCAGAAAAUAAGUUACAUCCAAUUUCUCUGCAAUUAUUGUGAAAAAUGUCAUGAGAUUACUAUGCUUUGUAGAGUUUUUGAAAAGUAAUUCAAUCUGUGUAUUAUAGAAAUAAUUCUAUAUAGCAGAUCUGCCAAAUUUGUCAGGACUGAAAUCGGGAGAGGAAGGUGCAUCGUAGUCGACCUGCUCACUGGUAAAGGAAGUGUCUGCCUUGUGCAAGUGUGUUAAUAAGGCUGGAGAACAACCUGACACCACAGCCAAUCAGGCUUAACCAUAGACCAAACGCUACUCAAGCAGUGCAUUUGGGUUUAAAUACACUAAAACCUCUCCCAAGUGCAUCACGGAUGAUAAAAUCUCGUGUGAUUGGGAGGUCUAAGGGAAAUCUUGCCACACUGUAGGUCUGCAUUAAGGUCUAAUAUAUAACAAGUAAAUACAUUGUGCUGGCUCAAUCGGUUGACUUAAACUGCAAGGGUCACUUAAUUAAGCGUCUGCUUGGAGAAUGCACUUUAAAAUGAUGGUGCUUUCAAGGCACAAGGUAAGCUAACGUACAUUACUUAAUAUAAAUGGUCCUAGUUGUCUGUUUUAAAAACAUAAAUGAAACACCUGCAUCCAUUUUCAGUGGGAAUAUGUCAAGCACCAGUUACUGUUAUGACAGAAUAAAAAAUAAAAAAAUGCCAAUGGGUGAUUGCAUUAGGCAAUUGUUUUCGAGUACGACGUAGAACCAGGACUUUGUGUUCAAACACUUUUCUCUUGAGUUGACAUUUUCUCAUUUAUGUGCAGGUGUUAACAUGCCUUUCUAAUAAGCAUUUGUUUUAUUUUUACUCAGGGCUCUCACGUGACCCGCUGGCCGGGUUUUUACAUUUUGCAGUGGAAGUUUCACAGUAUGCCAGCCUGUGCCACCAGUAGCCUCCCGCGUGUGGAUGACGUUCUCGCUACCUUGCAAGUGUCCUCACACAAGUGCAAGGUCAUGUAUUACACAGAAAUCAUUGGCUCUGAAGAUUUCAGGUUAGAUUCAACCUCCUUCUGCCUAUACCAAUAUUCUAGAAUACAUACCAACAUACGUGUUUCAUUCUUUAUGGGGUUUAUAUUUGCUCUAUACAGUUAUUAUCCACACGCAGCACAUCAUACCUCUAGAAACCUAAAACAGCCGGCCACUCUUACACAUACAUGUUAAACAUAAAUACUACUCUGCUUGAUCUACCAAAAUACAUAUAAUAGGGUUUAAUUCCUGGUAUCUAAGUUUCUCUAAUUGUUUUUCUGUUUUUUUUUUUUUUUUGGUUAGGGGCUCUAUGACGAGUCUGGAAUCAAGCCACAGUGGCUUCUCACAGCUCAGCGCCGCUACAACAUCCUCCACCCAGUCUCAUUCAAGUUCCAUGAUGUCAAGGUAGCCGGCCCUGAAAUAAACUCCCUCACCUGACAAAACCAGCUGUGUACCACCUUCCUUCCACUGACAAUUUGUGUCCCCUCAAUCAUCUGCCAUUUUUUUUUUCUAUUCACUGAUGGGCUUUAAAGGGUUUUUCCUUGUAUCUUGUCCCUGAGGUUAAGCUUUUAAACUGUUAAAAUACAGUCUCCUUUAAAUUAAAUCACAUUUAUGGCUUUAAUCCGACUUCUUUUUGUAAAGAGUACAUGUACACAUAUGCAAAUGCGCUCACACGGUGGAUUUCAGCUUGUUUCUACAGAAUGUUAGAAUCCACAAAAGGGUUGAGGUUAUUUGUUUGAUUUAUAUGUCAAGUGAGAAUUCUCAGUUUCUUCAGUAGUACACGCAUUUAUAGUGUUCUUUACCGCAAACCAGCCUCAACUUGGUAUUAGCUCAGAGUUGUGAUUUAAGCUGCAAAUAAUAUUGCACUUCUCACUGUGAUUAAGAAAGGCGUAAUUAAAAAACAAACAAAAACAAAAACAUAUGGCAUCAGAUUUCAAACUGUGAUCCAGUAUAGCAGAGAGGAAUACCCUUUCCUUCUAGUCGGAUGGUCAGGUGACUCCUGGCAAAGCAGCAUCGGGUCUAGUUUUCCCAAUGUCUGGCACCGCUAGCAGUUAAAGCAGUCAUAACCUCCUUCUCAUCUAUCUCCUGUAUGGCCGUUAUUUGCUUUGAGGUGAUGGUAUAUUGCACUUGGUGACUUUCCUUUCCUACUUGACACCCUGUUUUUGUGUUGCCUGUUUUGUUUUCUUCUGUUCCACUUUUUUGCAGCCCAUCAUGUUUCUUCAUCCAUGGUCAUUUGGUCUCCUGCUUUUUCAUUGUUUAAUAGCAAUCAUUUUCUUCUGCACUUCCCAGUCCCUUAUACUUCUGAGACAAUGUAACUUUUCCUGCCUCACCCACCCACCUUUUUGUUUUUCUUUCUUUCCAUUUUGGUUAUUACAGAGAGCCAUUCCCUCUGUCAGAGUCUGCACUCCCCUCUCUCACUCACCCCCACGACCUGAAGUCCAACCCGGAUGGGCUCCUGCGUCUCUCCCCGUCCUUCUGGGGCCAGCACUUUUCCACUAUCUACUCCCUCAGACCCCCAGUCUUCCUACGUUGGCCGCUCUCAUGGCGUCUCCCUUUUGUCCGGGAACCUGGGGGAACAGCUGCCAUCGAGACAGAUGCGUCCAGUGCUUCCUGA